Panicum virgatum (switchgrass) is the source of this 1068-nucleotide messenger RNA. RefSeq names its product lachrymatory-factor synthase-like. The record is from RefSeq and is a predicted model, not a curated record. NCBI's taxonomy places the organism in Eukaryota, Viridiplantae, Streptophyta, Magnoliopsida, Poales, Poaceae. Bases 136 to 759 code for a protein of 207 amino acids. The transcript has a single exon.
AGCACCAGUAGUUCCCCAGCCGUGGGCGACCGCGCACACCCCUCAGUCACGGCCCGACACGUACGUGCUUCUGCGCCCAGUAUUUGCACGGCGCGGCAGAGAGGACGAGAGGUCCCAACUCCUAGCUGUACGACGAUGGCGGCAGCUACCGAGUCCUCCCCGGCCGGCAGCGCCGCCGCCGCUAGUAGGGCGUGGGAGUGGGAGGGGAAGGUGGUGUCGCCGGUGGCCGCGGCGACGGCCGACGAGGCGUGGGCGCUGCUGUCGGACUUCCUGGCGUUCCACCGGUGGCACCCGCGCGUGGCGGCGUGCCGGCUGGCGUCGGGCACCCCGCGCCUGCCCGGCUGCGUGCGCUACUGCGAGGGCACCGCCCCGCCGCCCGGCGCCGGCGGCGCGCCGGCCCCGCCGCCCGACUGGGCGCACGAGACGCUGCUCGAGUACGACGCCGAGCGCCGCUUCUUCCACUACGAGAUGAACGACAACAACAUGGGCUUCGGCCUCUUCUUCGCGACGUUCCGCGUCGUCCCGGCCGCCGCCGCCGCGGGGACGGGGUGCGAGCUGCGGUGGGAGUUCCAGUGCGAGCCCGUGCGCGGCUCGGCCAGGGAGGCGCUCGUCGCGCGCCUGCAGGCCGGGCUCGACGGCAUGGCCGCCCGGGUCCGCGACCACGUCCUGGCCGCGCGCGACGCCGCCGCCGCCGGCACGCCCGCUGUGGCGCCCGCCGCCGGCGAGCUACUCAAGCUCGACAACUACAUCGCCGUCUGAUCGAUCGGACGCGCGCCCGUCCCGUCCGUUGGUUCGCUGCCGGUGCUCAUGCUUACGCUGCCAUCGUCGCGGUUACGUUGCUGUUGUUAUCUCGUCUGCUCCUGCAUGUACGAUAUGUUUCCGUAUGGCUAAUCUGCUACCUUAUCUCACCGUAAAUGAACUCCGUACGUGUACUGUGCGCCGGGAAUAAAUGUAACGACGGUUAGUUAUUUUUAUUAAUUACUGUAACUCUCCUAUUGUACAUUUGUGCUUGUAGUUGUACCAGGCAGACAUGGAAGUCUAUGCCUGCUGGCCUUCUUUUCUUUUCUA